This is a messenger RNA of Penicillium nucicola, 2310 nucleotides long. RefSeq names its product anaphase promoting complex subunit CDC16. The transcript is spliced from 2 exons. NCBI's taxonomy places the organism in Eukaryota, Fungi, Ascomycota, Eurotiomycetes, Eurotiales, Aspergillaceae. Gene Ontology annotation, biological process: cell division. The record is from RefSeq and is a predicted model, not a curated record. Bases 1 to 2310 code for a protein of 769 amino acids. Gene Ontology annotation, molecular function: protein binding.
AUGGAAAGGUUCUUGCGCUCCUGGCGACAGGACGCCUUGAACCGCGGCCAGCAUGAUUCCGCAAUCUACAUUGGCGACAAAGUCCUGGCGCUCACCAACAGUGACUCCGACGCGUUCUGGCUAGCCCAAGUCCACUUCUCUAACAACAAUUUCACACGCGCCUUGGCCCUUCUCUCCCGCAAGGACCUAGUCUCUCGAAGCACCGCCUGCCGAUAUCUCGCUGCUCAUUGCUACAUCAAGCAAAACCAGUUCGAUCAGGCCCUGUCUAUCCUUGGGGAACAUAACCCCACUGACCUCAUCCGUAACAACCACACUCGGCGCAAGAUCCAGCACAUCAACAACCAGAGCCACGUUACAUUGCGCAAUGGGAAGACCGCCACACCGCGUGGUGAGCGAGCCGAGGAGCGUGAACGAGAUGAAGCCAAUAAUGUACGAUUUGAAGCCGCGAUGUGCUACUUGCGGGGGCUCUGCUUCUCCAAGCAGAAUGCGUUUGAUCGUGCCCGGGACUGUUACAAGGAUGCCGUACGGAUUGAUGUUCAAUGCUUUGAAGCAUUUGACCAGCUUAUGAAGAAUUCACUGAUGUCUCCUACGGAAGAAUUGGAAUUCCUAGAAUCCCUUGACUUUGAUUCAGUCUCAUCCCCCGACCCGAUGAUGGCGCAGGAAGCCGCCCACUUUACCAAGAUGCUUUACACCACUCGCCUCUCCAAAUACUCAUCUCCCGAUAUCCUCUCCGAUGCCACCGAAACUCUUUCCACACACUAUAAUCUAGCAGAGAACCCGGACAUUCUUCUCUCCCGCGCUGAAGCUCUGUACACACAGUGCCGCUUCCCAGAGGCUCUGGAGUUGACCUCCUCCAUCCUUUCUACAUCCCAAUCGCCCGACCUGACAACAACAAAUACCAGCAUACCUGCUCAAAACAACCUUGGCCAUGCGCCUGCCAUCUAUCCGCUCCAUCUGGCUUGUCUGUACGAAACCGGUGCCACAAACGCUCUCUUCCUAUUGUCUCACAUGCUCGCGGACCAUUCACCAGAAGAACCUUACACGUACUUGGCAAUCGGAGUUUACUACUUGUCAGUUUCAAAGGUUGCAGAGGCGCGACGAUUCUUUUCCAAGGCCUCAUUACUAGAUCCACACUCGGCUCCAGCUUGGAUUGGGUUUGCGCAUACCUUCGCUGCGGAGGGUGAGCAUGACCAGGCGAUCGCCGCUUAUAGUACUGCUGCUCGACUUUUCCAAGGCAGUCAUCUUCCGCAACUCUUCCUGGGUAUGCAGCAUCUCGCUUUGAACAAUAUGUCCCUUGCACACGAGUAUCUAUCUGCUGCAUAUGCCAUGUCCACCGGAGCGAAAAUUGGGUCGGUUCCCAAGAUUUCAACUGCUUUAGCAGUCGGGGGGGAUCCACUCGUCCUCAAUGAACUCGGUGUUGUCCAUUAUCAUUUGUCCCACCUCGACAAAGCUGUUGAGUAUUUCCAGCAAGCGCUGGCGCUGGCUGCUUCUCUUCACUGUGAACCUAGCGCCUGGGUGGCCACCCGUGCUAACCUGGGACACUCCUUCCGCCGGAUGGACCUCCUUCCCGAAGCGCUCAGUGAAUAUGACGAAUGUCUUCGCGUGGGCGCCGGCGGGAGCAGCAUGGGCUCUUCCCCAUUCUUAGGCGGUGGAUCGGGUGGGUCUGCUGCAGUCGCUACCUCAUCUAGUGUGGGAGGCUACGAAGACCGGGGGUUGACUGGUUCUCUCCAUACCUCUCGUGGACUGGUGCUCCUGCAGCUGGGACGCACCACGGAGGCUGUGGCUGCCUUGCAUGAAGCGGUCCGUGUCCUCGGGGCUAGUGGGGGCGGUGAUGCGGCAGGCGGUGCAGGCGUGGCAGGCACUCUGCUGUCCCGCGCGCUCGAGCUUUGGGCUCUCGAAGGGCGACAGCAAGGUCGCCAAACCUUCGACGAGGACUACCGUGCUGCCUGCACACCUGUUCCCAUCAGUCCAACCAAGCGACGGGGAUCCAACCGAUCUCGCGACCUCAAGGGCAAAGAGCGGACUGCACCCGAGGACCUGUCUCGACGACGCGCGCGCCAGGAGCCCGUUGUCGAAGAAUGGACGGACGAGGUGGCACAUGCCACCCCUCAGACUGAAGAAGAUACUGUGGAAAUGGAUCUCGAUGAUGCGGCGGAUGGACUGCUACGACGUGCCCUCGGCCGGGUUCGCCCAAGCCGGCAACGUCGCGCAGCCGUCCCCGCCACGCCCGAGAUGGAGACCGAACCCCCUGCCCCAUCCGGGAGUCGCAGUCGGGGGAUCAGACAUGGACGAAGCCACUCCCGACAGUGA